AUGUCGAUGUUUAGAAAACCCUCGGAGAUCUCAUCGUCGUCCAGUUCAGAUGAGGAGGUCCAGGAGCUUCAUGUCUCGGGCCCUCGUCCUGAGGUCCGCUCUAAGCAGCGGCAUCAGCCGAAGAAGAAGGGUGUUUUGUCGCCUACGUCAGUAGGAGACAGCACUGAUUUUGAUGGUCAUGGAAAGAUGAUGACCGCUGCUCUUCUCGAGUUCUAUUGUCUCAGCCGAGCCGCGGACUUACUUAACGCGCAGCCAGGCUCCCACGGGCAGUACACGCGGGAUUCUCCCGAGGCUAUAGCUCUCGGGCAUGAUAUGUACACUCAUCAGUCGGAAGUCCUCUCCCAGCAUGGAAUUGUGAACGAAGGUGCAGAGAAGGAAGCCUUAAGGCCCACAAGACAGCUCUAUCGAGAUACGCUGGACUUGAUUGCUAGCCGUUCCUUUAACCGCCUCGACUUGCACGAUCGUCAACCUAGAUCAGCCUCUGUUGGGGACCGGGCCCCUUUGCCGAAGACCUCUAGUGAAUUGACACUCCAUAAAGGUCGUUCGGACUACGCGCAACUCCGACAAAAUGCCAAUUCUCUUGGUUCACUGCAGGAGCCCGACAUCGACCACCUAUUCAGCCCGCAUCUGGCUCCGUUUUUGGGUACGGAAUCCCGCUCAUCCCUUUUCGACGAUAUCACUAACUCGUGUGAUGAAGAGAUGUCGCGUUACGCGUUACAGUUCACGGAGAUCAGUGUUCUAGGUCGGGGCGCCUUUGGGGAGGUCUACCACGUCAAAAACCAUGUGGAUGAACACGACUAUGCGAUCAAGAAGAUACCUGUCAGUCGGCGACGAUUCGCGCAACUAGAAGGCGGAAACAAGCACCAUUUGGGAGAAAUCCUGAAAGAGAUCCGGACACUUGCCAAACUCGACCAUGCCAAUAUCGUCCGGUAUUAUGGCGCUUGGGCAGAGAAGGUAAAACCCCUUGAAUACCUUGGUCUUCGUAAACUCGAUCUUUCCCUGUUCAAGGCGUCGACUGAUACUGACUCGGAUUCCACACAACAGAACCUGUCACGCCAUUCUAUGGCGCCGCAGAUGUCGACGGCGGAGAGCCAGAACAAAAAACUGGCGAUCGUCUUUGAGGAGUCUGAAACUUCGGCUUCCGGCCAACCGCCGCUUACUUCUACAUCGAAGUUCACCUCUGGAGAGAGCACGGACGACGAAGACGACGACAUCUCGGCCGGCCCCUCGAUCUCCAACAAUAUCUCUCAGGACCAGUCUAGCUCGCUUGGCAGCGCGGAUGAAGAUAUCUUCACAGACGGCCUCAGUCACAACCCUUCGAGCAUGCAACUUCAACGCACCCGUGGAAGGGGUUUUGAAAUUCCUGCGGUGAUCUUGCAUAUCCAGAUGUCCAUGCAUCCGAUAUCUCUCCACGCAUAUCUUAACCCUCGACCCAGCACACAUGCAGAUGACUUGGGUAAGCCACGGCGUCGCCACUGCUUUCACUUGGUUCCCUCCUUGCAACUGAUGGUGGACAUUCUUUCCGGUGUGCUUUACCUGCAUUCAAAGGACAUCAUUCACCGCGAUCUCAAACCGGCCAACAUUUUCCUCUCUUGUCCGGAGAAACACCACACUCACACUUGUUGUCAUCCUUGUCAAUCUGACGGCGGGCCGGGACUUCAUUACUGCCAGCCUCGCAUCGGCGACUUCGGCCUCGUGGCUGACAUCUCGCAUCUGAACGAUCCUUCAUCUGACGGCUCGCCUCAGUCCUCAGAGAACGGCUCGAAAAUUCACCACAUCGUUGGUACAGAAUUCUAUCGUCCACCUCUCGACUCGAGCGGGAUGAUCUCAAGCGGGUAUGUCCACCAAUACGCCCAGGGGGUAGGGAUGGAGCAGCCCAUGCGAUAUGUCUGCGACUGGUCGCUUGACGUUUAUUCCUUGGGCAUCAUUCUUUUCGAGCUGCUUUAUCCUUUGAACACGAAGAUGGAGCGUCAUCUUGUGCUGGAUGCUUUGACCAGGGGCCCGUACAAGAAGCCGCCGACCGCAUCCAUCAACGGAGCAUGCCUUCCCAGAGACUUCAUGGACAAGGUUCACAUGGGCGAUGUGAAGUUGAAGAAUGGAAAUACGGUGGCUGAAACCUUGGCGAGCUGCAUUGGAGGUAUGCUGGAUCCCAACCCUCGUCAACGCUGGCGGUGUGAGGUCAUCCAGAAGUGCCUGCGAGAGAUCCUUGCCACUGUGCACCCGGACUCAUUUUGA
Messenger RNA from Aspergillus aculeatus ATCC 16872, 2235 nucleotides. RefSeq names its product putative protein kinase. The record is from RefSeq and is a predicted model, not a curated record. Gene Ontology annotation, molecular function: ATP binding; protein kinase activity. NCBI's taxonomy places the organism in Eukaryota, Fungi, Ascomycota, Eurotiomycetes, Eurotiales, Aspergillaceae. The coding region runs from base 1 to 2235 and encodes 744 amino acids. The transcript has a single exon. Gene Ontology annotation, biological process: protein phosphorylation.